Molecule: messenger RNA, 651 nt
Organism: Acanthosepion pharaonis
Lineage: Eukaryota; Metazoa; Mollusca; Cephalopoda; Sepiida; Sepiidae
Source: the annotation of a GenBank genome assembly
AUGGGCGACGGCGGGAGGGAGACGUUGAAGAAAAGCAAAACCAAUGUCGAAGGAGAAAAAACAGGAGAGUCUAAAAGAAUUUCUUAUUUAGAUUUGACAUUCUGUUUAUUGAUAUUUAUCUAUCGAUCUAUCUAUCACAUUCUGUUUAUUGAUAUCUAUCUAUCACCUUUUGUUUAUCGAUGUCUAUCUAUCUGCCUAUCUAUCACAUUCUGUUUAUUGAUAUUUAUCUAUCUAUCUAUCUAUCUAUCUAUCUAUCUAUCAAAUUAUUCUGUCUAUCUAUCUAUCUAUCACAUUCUGUUUAUUGAUAUCUAUCUAUCUAUCUAUCUAUCUGUCAGUCUGUCUGUCUAUCUAUCUAUCUAUCACAUUCUGUUUAUUGAUAUCUAUCUAUCUAUCUAUCUAUCUAUCUAUCUAUCUAUCUAUCUAUCUAUCUGUCAGUCUAUCUAUCUAUCUAUCUAUCUAUCUAUCUAUCUCACUUUGCAUCUAUCAAUCUAUCUAUCUAUUUGUGGUUAUUUAUAUGUAUCUAUCUACCGACCUAUUUCUGUUUGUUCAUAUGUAUCUAUCUACCUACCUGUACUCAUCUAUCUAUCUAUCUAUCUAUCUAUCUAUCUAUCUAUCUAUCUAUCUAUUACAAAAUCAAUAAUUUUUCAAUGA